UUGCAUAAGACUAUCGAGAGCGUAUGUUCUGCGCGCAUACCUGUGGGCAGAAUGGUGCUAACUCCCCAACCAGGUCCUCGAACGCGGAGAGAAGAUUGAUGAUCUCGUGUCCAAGUCGGAGGGGCUCAGUGCCCAGUCGAAGAUGUUCUACACCUCUGCGAAGAAGCAGAAUUCGUGCUGUGUGAUCAUGUGAGCAGCGCGCCGAUACCUAUGCCGGUAACACCCACGUCGAGAAUCCUCGACACGACCCUCGGAAUAGAGGAUUUCGGUGCGAACAUGAAGAUCAAUUUUUUCUGUGAAUUAUUUGGAAGCGUUCUGUUGCUACAGGCAUUCGUUUAUGGUUUUUUGACCAGGCUGGAUUUGCAGGCACAUGCGGGACAGGUUUGAUUUACGGUAGACGAAGAAAUAAGCCCGAGAGCAAUGAAGUGGCUUUAUGACUUGAGAUGAUAUGGCAGGGCAUCAAAGAAUGAGAUGUAAGGGGGAAGAACGUAGACCCGAAACUAUGUGAAUACACAGUUUGGCGUACUGUGGCCUCGUCCCAGCAGUGGAUCCGUAGAGGGGCGCAUCUGCGAUGCUUAUCUAUGCUCGGGAUCCGGCACGUUGAUUGGCCCAACCAGGCAGUGCGAUGCCUAAGUAUAAGUAUUAGAC
Aspergillus welwitschiae is the source of this 648-nucleotide messenger RNA. RefSeq lists its product as uncharacterized. The transcript has a single exon. The record is from RefSeq and is a predicted model, not a curated record. Bases 211 to 387 code for a protein of 58 amino acids. NCBI's taxonomy places the organism in Eukaryota, Fungi, Ascomycota, Eurotiomycetes, Eurotiales, Aspergillaceae.